Molecule: messenger RNA, 824 nt
Organism: Camellia sinensis
Lineage: Eukaryota; Viridiplantae; Streptophyta; Magnoliopsida; Ericales; Theaceae
Source: RefSeq, a predicted model, not a curated record
AUGCAACUUACUUCUGUAAUUAAUUUGCUGAUUUUACCGGCACAGAUAAAGAAUGCUUCUAAAGUUUUGAGAGCCAUUUUGGGUGUUCUUCAUCAGUCAUUUACAUCUGGUUCUGGUUUUUCUAAUCCUGAAUCAGCAGAGGAAGCAAUUACAAAGGCUCUUGGGAUUGUGCUAGUGUUGCUUUAUGACUAUGCGGAGAGCACUUUCGAUGAGCUUUUGCAGCGUCCAGAAUUGCGUGGUAAUGAAAUUUGUGAUCCUAAGGUAGGCGGCUGUGGCAAAUCCAACAAUCUCCACUGUAUUCUUUCAACUCGUCCACAUGUGUUCGCAACAGUUCUCCUUUGGAAGAGUAAUAGUGAGCCUGUAGAUGAUAUAUCUGCAACAUUGAGAGCUCUGAGUACUGAGAUAGAUAUUGGUGUCAUAUUUGAGGAUUUAGAUCCGGGGAACAAAUAUUCCCUUAUUUCAAUGGUUUGCCGUUAUCAACAACACUACAUCUGCUUUGUAUAUAACCAUGAGCAUGAAAAGUGGAUUUUGUAUGAUGAUGAAAUUCUGCAGGUUAUGGGUGGUUGGGACGAGGUUCUUAUCAUGUGUGAAACAGGGCAACUACAGCCUGAGAUUCUGUUUUUUGAAGCUGCAGAGUAGUUUUUGUCCGCUUACAUCAUUGGAAUACACAUCAUUUAGGCAAUUAAAAUUGUUAGCUUUUCGAUUACAACUUUUUUUUCGUUGUUGUUAGUUUUCAUUUCUGUUGCUUUAGCUUUGUUGGGGAGAGCAAUACUGUACAGAUAGAGUAGGGAGGUGUAUAACAGUUCAUUCAUUGUAUCCAUAAC